GUGAUUGAGGUGAAAACAAAAGGCAAGAGCAGAUAUAUGAUAUUUCGACGUUACAGCCAGUUCUAUAGCUUGCAUGCCAAACUGGAAGAAAGAUAUGGUGCAGAAAGUAAAAAUAGCAGCUUUACCUGCAUACUCCCUACUCUUCCAGGAAAAGUUUAUGUUGGUGCAAAGAAAGAGAUUGCAGACAGCCGAAUCCCGACACUCAACAUAUACAUGAAGAAGCUGCUUAGCUUGCUACCCUGUGUGUUUCUAGAUGAAGAUAUCCGCUUAUUUUUCUGUCAGUCAAAGUUUGAUACUGAACAGAUACCUCAAGGACUGAGAAGGCUACGCCCUCGCACUCGCCGUGUAAAGAGUGUGAGUCCUCAAGAACCAGGGUUUGACAGAUUGGCAGCUCCACGAGUGGAGGCACUGUUUGAUUUUACUGCCUCCAAUAAACUGGAAUUGAGCUUCAAGAAAGGAGACUUGAUCUAUUUACUCAGCAGGGUCAAUAAAGAUUGGUUUGAGGGAACUCUUCGAGAUGCUACUGGAAUUUUUCCAUGUGACUUUGUGUCAGUCAUUAAAGAUCUCCCUCAGGAAGAGGAUCCAAUCAACUGGCUGCGCUGCUAUUACCAUGAUGACAAUGUCAGCUCUAUCAGGGAUAUAUCGGUGGAAGAGGACUUGAGCAGCAUCCCAUUGUUCCAAGACCUAAUGGAGUUAAUCAGGCGUGAAUUUAAGCGGAAUGAUAUUGCUUUGAAUUACCGUGAUGCUGAGGGGGAUUUGAUCCGUCUGCUUUCUGAUGAGGAUGUUGCACUUAUGGUGAUGCAGGGCAGAAGUUGGCCUUCUGAGAAACAUAUCUUUCCAUGGAAACUGCAUGUUUCCAGAGAAGACGAUUACAGCAUUUACCACUCAACAAAGCCUGCCGUUUCCACAUAAAAACCACUAAAAAACAUUCAUAAGGGAACUUGAUGUUUUGACAGAAAGCAAUAAUAAUUAACUGAUUAGACCUGUGUGGAAUCGACCCAUUAAAAAUGAAUUCUGUACAACUGCUUACAAUGCUUUUUUCCCCUUAAAAUUAUGAAGCGUGAAGAAGUCUUAAGGACUCCUAGCCAUUACAUUAAUGUCUGAAGGAGCCAUUACCUCCUUAUAGACAUUACCAGAUUUCAUUGUACCAGACUACCAGUUUUAGUA
Notechis scutatus (mainland tiger snake) is the source of this 1167-nucleotide messenger RNA. NCBI's taxonomy places the organism in Eukaryota, Metazoa, Chordata, Lepidosauria, Squamata, Elapidae. The record is from RefSeq and is a predicted model, not a curated record.